This is a messenger RNA of Aspergillus novofumigatus IBT 16806, 966 nucleotides long. RefSeq lists its product as uncharacterized. Gene Ontology annotation, cellular component: mitochondrion. Lineage: Eukaryota; Fungi; Ascomycota; Eurotiomycetes; Eurotiales; Aspergillaceae. The coding region runs from base 1 to 966 and encodes 321 amino acids. The record is from RefSeq and is a predicted model, not a curated record. The transcript is spliced from 4 exons.
AUGAUAUCCCGUACAUCCACAACCUGUUUUCAAUCCCCCGACACUCUUGAUGCCUUUCAAAGAAGGCUCCAGAACUUAGCAUCUACUACUGGAGCAUUGCCGAAGGGGGAUUCAAUCGAGUUUUUCUCCCCACGUUCGGUGAUGGAUUCGAGGCCCAUUGCCAAGGUUCCAUAUCAAAUCGCGGGGCCCACGCAAUACGCGACCGUCAGCGAAGCGGCCACUCUCCAAUAUCUUCACUCCAAAGGAAGCGAGCUGGUCUCAAUCUUUACCGUGGACCUUUAUGGAAAGCCGGUCCAGCUUGGCUUUCCGCAUAAUGGAGUCUUUCCCGGGGAGAAAUUCCCAGAGGAUUACCUCUGCCUUCUAGAUAAAUACCUUACAUUGGCGCAGUAUCUACUUCCAGACGAACCUGAUAACCCGCUUGAUCGGCCAACUCUCCGCCAUCCAGCAUGCAACGGUCGAGCCGCGUCUGCUGGUUGCUGGCCAUUUCCUCGCGCAUUCGAAAACCCAGACCCUGAACAAACCCCCGAGCUAAACGAACCAUCUCUUCCAUUGGACUACGAAUCACUUUCAGCCCAUGAAAAGGCUGAAGCUGAUAUACUGUAUCGUCGGCGUCUGCUCUUUUAUUACUACCGUAUCUUCAAUGGUCAUUUCAACAAGGCACAUCUCGAAGCUCUUCGUGACCCGAUCCUUCUGCCGCGUCAACACCUUGUGGAUCGGGCUGGCAGACAAUGGAACGGGAAUCCCAUGACGUUGAAACGGGCAUUAGUGCGCACGGUCGAGUACUGGCCUCAUUUACCCGAUACGAAGGGACUGUCGUGCCCGGUGCAGUUCACCGGCGCUGAAUUGGAGGGCUUUCAUGAGCAGGAACAGCGGUGGUUUGACUUGAACAAGUUUGUGAAUCAUUGGCGGGACCAGAUUGGCGGUGUAAAUAAAGAUGGCUGGACCAGCAAUGAACAGUAUGAGUGA